AUGGCGGCGACCACGUAUAUGCCGGGAGAGCUGGAUCUCGGCAGCAUCGGUGGGUAUCACGCCGCAUCGCCGCGCAGCGCCGAGCCCGCUGACAUGAAGUACCAGCACCCCUUGCACGCUGGCGGCUCGCCGUCACCGGGCGCGCCCGUGGGCCUCAACCCCUGGGCGUCGCUGCCGCCAGCGGACCCGUGGUCGAUGCACACGCACCACGCACACGCACAUGCCCACCAGCCAGACGUGAAGCCCCCGGCCUCGCAGCAUGACCACCGCCACCUGCAAAGCCACGGCUGGCACGCGCCCGUCGUGUCCGCGCACUACGGGGCCGGGUCCCCGGUGGCGCUGCACGGCGGCUACCCGGUGCCCAUGCAUCAGCACCAUAUGCUUCGCGACGUGCAACCUUCUCCUCAUCCACUUCACCAUCAUCACGCGCUGGAGCGCGACCAGCCAGAAGAAGACACACCCACAAGUGACGAUCUGGAAGCGUUUGCCAAACAGUUUAAGCAACGCCGUAUAAAGCUCGGUUUCACACAGGCCGAUGUCGGCCUGGCACUCGGUACUCUCUACGGAAACGUUUUCUCUCAGACCACGAUAUGCAGAUUCGAGGCUUUACAACUCAGUUUUAAAAAUAUGUGUAAAUUGAAGCCAUUACUACAGAAAUGGUUGGAAGAGGCGGACUCGACGACGGGGAGUCCGACCAGCAUCGACAAGAUUGCCGCACAGGGUCGCAAACGGAAGAAGCGCACGUCAAUAGAAGUGUCGGUAAAGGGUGCGCUCGAACAGCACUUUCACAAACAACCAAAGCCCUCCGCCCAGGAAAUAACGUCACUCGCAGAUAGCUUGCAGCUAGAGAAAGAAGUGGUGCGAGUGUGGUUCUGUAAUCGCCGACAGAAAGAGAAGAGGAUGACGCCACCAAACACGCUGGGCGGAGAGAUGUUGGACGGCAUGGGGCACGGGCACUACGGGCACGACGUGCACGGGUCGCCACCGCUGCACGCGCACUCGCCCGCGCUGUCGCCACCGCACGCGCCGCACGCGCCGCACGCGCCGCACGCACAGCACGCGCAGCACGCGCAGCACGGCCUGCAGAGCGCGCACACGCUGGCUGCGCAC
This is a messenger RNA of Brenthis ino (lesser marbled fritillary), 1110 nucleotides long. NCBI's taxonomy places the organism in Eukaryota, Metazoa, Arthropoda, Insecta, Lepidoptera, Nymphalidae. The record is from the annotation of a GenBank genome assembly.